AUGGUGAAAUGGGCCCAAUUGUUUGGUGGAGACCGACAGCGGGAUUUGCCUCAUUUGAGAGACGAGACGCGGAGAUUGCUUCCUACCCAUAGCUCUGAUCUCCCGGCGUCUGCCUUUCCCGCCAAAGAAGUCACGAAGGUGGCUCUACGUUUGAAGUACCAGAUUGAGGAGGUCAUACCCAUUGAACUCCCGGAAGAAAAGAUCACCGCUGCAAAUAGCUCCAUCGUCACGAAGAAGGUCGUCCAGACAGCUAAAGAGGCCGGCGGCAAGGAGUAUGCAGCAUGCGUGGUAUACUGCCUACUCGUUUGCAAGAGAUGGUUCAAGCGGCAAGCAAUCUUGGAACUGUGGGACGCCGGCCUCCAUGAAGUCCGAGCCGUCGCUUGUGAAAUAAUUGCGAAGCGGAUCAUCGAAGGCGAGGAGAACCAGGAAUACCUGAUGCAAGAGGUGCUUUUGAAGAGAUACUCUGUGCUUCGGAAGGAAGAGGAGACACAGCCAGCCAAUGUUAUUGAGAGAGCUGUCGACUUGCACUGCCUGACCGUCAUCGGGUCUUCGGGAUACCAGAAAUGCAUCAAGUAUCUUUGGCGUGGCUGGAUUCACCAGGACGACAAAGAUGCUGACACCUACAUUUUCUACAAAGACCGCGAUAACACCAGUUACUGGGCCCAUCUCAAUCCUGACCGGAUGCGAGCCCCCAUUUACCAAAAUGUCGUUCAGAUCUCUAUCUCCCUCAUCUACUUGGCUCUCUAUACUGGAGCUGUUAACACGGUUAAUGAAGACGGUGAUCUCGACGUUGUGGAAGGUAUCCUGUAUGUUAUGACAUUCGGCUUCAUAUGCGACGAAAUUGCCAAAUUCUGGAAAGUCGGAUUGUACUACUUCGGAUUCUGGAAUGCCUUCAACAACUGUCUCUACGCUUUACUGACAGCGUCGUUCAUCAUCCGCAUGAUUGCACUGGCUCAUUCACCGGAUGAAGAUGACGAACGCCGUCGAGAACUCAAUCGGCUCGGCUACCAUAUCUUCUGCUUCUCCGCCCCGAUGUUCUGGAUGCGGUUAUUGCUCUAUCUCGACACUUUCCGCUUCUUCGGAGCAAUGUUGGUGGUUCUCAAAGUGAUGAUGCGGGAAUCUAUCAUCUUCUUCGCAUUGCUUGUCGUGGUCUGCAUCGGCUUUCUGCAAGCGUUCAUCGGUCUCAAUCAAGUGGAAGGUAAUGACUCAAUCACCACGUUCAUCCUGACUGCUAUGGCCAACUCUGUUAUGCAAUCUCCUGAAUUCGACGGAUUUGACGAGUACGCCCAUCCGUUCGGUUUGAUCUUAUACUACAUCUUCACCUUCGUAGUGAUGGUCAUUCUUCUCAACAUCCUGAUUGCGCUUUACAACAGCGCGUACGAGGACAUCACGGAAAACGCCAUUGAUGAGUACAUGGCCAUGUUUGCGCAGAAGACGCUGCAAUUCGUCCGAGCCCCUGACGAGAAUGUGUUCAUUGCCCCGUUCAAUCUCAUCGAGUUACUCUUCCUCAUCAUCCCUUUCGAGUGGUGGAUGGACUCCUACCACUACGAGAGACUGAACAACUACGUCAUGGGUGUCAUCUAUUCUCCUCUACUGCUCAUCACAGCAGCUCUGGAGUCCAUGGAAGCGCGGUCAGUUAGGGACAACCGUAAGAGAGGUGAGGAAGACGACGACACCAUCGAAGAGUGGGAGGAGCUCGACGCUGAGAUGAAUUUCGCCGACGAAGGCUGGGACGAGAAGGUUCAAACAUCAAAACCCAUCGUCGAGGUAGACGCCGACGUCGUCGAGAUCAGAGAGCUCAAGGAGGAAGUCAAAGAGUUGAGACAGAUGAUCAGAGCAAUGAGUGCCGAGCCGGAAGAAAAGUAG
Molecule: messenger RNA, 1866 nt
Organism: Rhinocladiella mackenziei CBS 650.93
Lineage: Eukaryota; Fungi; Ascomycota; Eurotiomycetes; Chaetothyriales; Herpotrichiellaceae
Exons: 2
Coding region: 1-1866 (621 amino acids)
Biological process (GO): transmembrane transport; monoatomic ion transport
Cellular component (GO): membrane
Molecular function (GO): monoatomic ion channel activity
Source: RefSeq, a predicted model, not a curated record